This is a messenger RNA of Caenorhabditis remanei, 834 nucleotides long. RefSeq lists its product as uncharacterized. The transcript has a single exon. Lineage: Eukaryota; Metazoa; Nematoda; Chromadorea; Rhabditida; Rhabditidae. The record is from RefSeq and is a predicted model, not a curated record. The coding region runs from base 1 to 834 and encodes 277 amino acids.
AUGUUCGUCCCAUCUGAGCCCAUCGAACAAAUUGCACUCCACGGAUUCAAUCUUCUGUCGAAUUGGGAGUCAAGAGAUUCUCUCGAAGAAUUGAUCAAGAACGAUUAUACUCUGGAAAUGUACAGAACGUACGAAAUCAAAAGGUUCUGCAGAUACUAUCUUAACGGAUCCUGCGAUUUCAUGGCCAGAAGAAUUAUCAAGAAGAUUGAGGCAUUGGAGAUGAAGGAACAAGAGGAGAGCACUGGAACAACAUCUGCCACGUCAUCUUCAUUCAAGCCAGUCGUCGCAACGUCUUCUGCCAACAAACCAUCUACUUCUGCAUUGCCUACCGUAACCGUCGAAAAUCCUUCUGUCGUUGUGAAGAAUCCAAUUUCGAAGGACAUUUCCAUUCCACCCACAUCAUCCGUGAAUAUGCCGAAUGUGCCAGUUUCUUCGAAGUCAUCUAAACCAUUGACAUCUACUUCAUCUGCCGUACCAUCGAAGAGACCAGUGCCACUGCCUGAAAUCGUCAUCUCAUCGAAGAGAACACUUCCAACCAAAUUCGUUCCGAAGAAGAAAGAAGCAGUGUCAGUGGCCUAUCAGAAGCCAUGUGUCCCAGAAGUGAGAAGACCAUCGAUCGAUCAGAAGUUAAAUGCAGAGAAACAGCUUCAGAAGUUUAUUGAAAAGAAGAAGAUUAUUGAAGAGAAGAAAAAGGAAGGAGCCAUUCAAGUAUCGAACGUGAUGAAUGCAUUCGAAGAAGCUCGUCUCAAGAGGAAGCAAGAAGCACUCAAAGCAAGGCAACUCGGAUUCUGGGAGGAGCCAAAGGCAAAGAAGGGACGAUACUCCAAAUAUUAA